AUUUUUCUUCCUUCCUGUUUUGAUUAGUAAUCCAAUUGAAUUCGGUAAACCUUUCUGGACUAAAACCGAUUUGGGUAGUUGUAAUUACCAAACUAUGGCUUCAGAAGAUUUUAAUCUUGAAAAAUUGGAGAAACUUUUUGCUAAAUGUAAAGAUGGGGAUCUUAUUUUAAUGGACGCUUACGUCGAUGCCUACGAAGAACUGAGCAAGUUAUUUUCCAUUCUGGGGUCAGUGUUUGGAUUUGUUACAUCAGAUGUGGUUGAAAAAAUUGGCAUUCUUCGAGAAUAUCGGAACAGUGAGGUCUCGGAGAAAUACAUUACCAUACAAAGCAUGAUUCAACAUGAAGUAGAAACAAAAACUACUAACAGCAAAAAGAAAGCUUCAGGAGCGAGAACUCUACUGCGACUUCACAGAGCCUUGGAAUUUACAGCUCGCCUCAUGAUGGAUCUAAAAACUGCUGACGACCAUGAAAAGAUGUCCCACAUCACAAAGACGGCAUACGACGACACAUUGGCUCAUCAUCAUCCCUGGCUUAUACGAAAAGGUGUGCACGUUGCAGUGUACACUCUACCCACUAGAAAACACUUCCUGGAAAAACUAAAAAUGGAUGAUGCUGAAAAGGCCAAGGACUUACUGGCAAAGGUGUCUGAUUAUCAGAAGGAAAUAUUUGUCAUUACGGAGAGUAUCUAUACAAAGGAGAAACUACACGAUUUACCUUAAUUUAUGUAGUGAUUUUGAAUUGUUAAAUCCUAUCUGUGAUUUUUUUUACUUUUACAUCUUUUUGUGCAAUUUUGAGUAUGUAUUUUCCAUGUAAUUUAUACAGCACUUUGUGACAAGAUCUUUCUCCUAGCCUUUAGUUGUUUCAUGUUUUUAAAUCUUUUGUUUAUGUGUAUUGAAACCAGAUAAUACAAUCUGCUUUCUUGUACAACAUACUGAUAUGUAGUUUACAAAUCCGUACAAUUAACCUCAGCCAAUCUUAUCAAUAUUCUUGACAUUUGCUUUAUAGGUAUAGUACUUGCAAUGUAACUUUUAUACCAGAAAUUAUAGGAAAUGCAUUCCAGAAGCUUAAAGAAUGAAAUACCUAUUGGAUAAAGAAAUUGCUUCAAUAAUGCUUGUAGCUUCUAUUAUAGAAGUGGAAAUGAUGCUGUGGUACUUGUUGAAUUUUAGUUGCACAAGAACAAUAUAAAUUUGUACAUGAGGUUUGUUUGCGAGUAAAGGCAUUGAUCAUUGGUCAAGGAAAAUCUUCAUUCUUCAAUUGUUGAUGUUGUCCUGUUUACAACUAUGUUAAAAUCUAUCCUUUGGUGUUAUUGCACAGGAUUUUGAAGGGUACAAUGUUAUCUUGUUAACCAGACUUGAUGUUUACAACUCUAAUAAAAUUUACAGUGAAAUAAUAUUCUUUUUGUAU
Molecule: messenger RNA, 1403 nt
Organism: Magallana angulata
Lineage: Eukaryota; Metazoa; Mollusca; Bivalvia; Ostreida; Ostreidae
Product: ceramide-1-phosphate transfer protein-like
Exons: 2
Coding region: 95-718 (207 amino acids)
Biological process (GO): ceramide transport; intermembrane lipid transfer
Cellular component (GO): cytosol; cytoplasm; membrane
Molecular function (GO): ceramide 1-phosphate binding; ceramide 1-phosphate transfer activity
Source: RefSeq, a predicted model, not a curated record